This is a messenger RNA of Lodderomyces margitis, 1107 nucleotides long. RefSeq lists its product as uncharacterized. The coding region runs from base 1 to 1107 and encodes 368 amino acids. NCBI's taxonomy places the organism in Eukaryota, Fungi, Ascomycota, Pichiomycetes, Serinales, Debaryomycetaceae. The record is from RefSeq and is a predicted model, not a curated record. Gene Ontology annotation, cellular component: nucleoplasm; ribonuclease H2 complex. Gene Ontology annotation, biological process: RNA catabolic process; ribonucleotide metabolic process. The transcript has a single exon.
AUGCAAGUAGACAAAGAUAGUAAAGUCAUAAUCCUCCCUCGGUCAACUUCCACUUCAUCUCUUAGAGAAUAUAAGAUAGUAAAUCUACCCAUCACAUCAGCAUCAUCAUCAGCAGGUGCUACAAAAUCUUAUCUUAUCCAGGACUCCAAAAUAUACGAACUAAAUGUAAUCAAAGGUGAAAACUCCAAUAUCAAAUUGAAAUCAGGAGAUGCUGUAAAGUCCUUCAUCUUUGAGCCGGUAUCAAGAGAAACCGAUGCUACAGAUGCUACCACUGAGUCAAGUAGUGAUGAUGGAAAUGUCACCAAUGGCGCUGUGUUGCAAUCGUGUCAUACACUAAUUGCAUCCCCUUACAACUUCACUUACUUGUUAAUUGCCAUAUUUGAAAAACAUGGUGAUAAAUUUAGUCGAUUUCAUACCUUGGAUGAUAUUAGAGAUACUUUACUGAGCUUGGAGUCUGGUCAGGAUUGGGUUUAUGAUGUACCUCGUAAAGUGUUUUUGAAAAGUUUGGCCAAUGUUUGUAAAUCUAUAAUUGAAAGUUGUGGUGGCGGAGGAGGAGAAGAAGAAGAGGACAAGAUAAGUGAACAAGAUUCAGACGAUCGAUUUUACAAAUAUUCGUCUACAAGGAGUACCGAAUGGGUUAAUUCAAAGAUUGUUGCAUUACAUCAAUGGAUUCUACACCUGGAUGGUGAUAACCGACCACCAACAAAUAGUUUAAUGACCAAGAUUAAGAAGGAACUACACGAUCCAACGGUUACCAAUGACCCAUCAGCCAAUCAAGACCAGCAACAGCAACAACAUGAAUUGAUUAACGAAAUGGCAUUAAUCUAUGCAAUUGACUACAUAUGCGACUCGUAUAUCGCCAACCUCAAACCAAAAAUCAUUUCGCAGUACAAUUACAACUUCACGAAAGUCGAUGGUUACUUAACCAGUUUGAAACAAAAGCAAAAGGAUUUAGAAGCGAUUGAAGCAAAUAUGAAUGAGGUGAUCACUACGACUGCAAAUAGCAAUAAAUCGGCUUCAGCAGCAAAAAAGAAUGGUAAAAAGAAGCCAGUCAAGAAAGUAGCUGUUGGAAAAGGAGCUCUUGAUGGGUUUUUCAAAAAAGCAUAA